Messenger RNA from Trichoderma citrinoviride, 1473 nucleotides. Its product is annotated as RNA polymerase II-associated protein. Gene Ontology annotation, molecular function: RNA polymerase II complex binding; chromatin binding. Gene Ontology annotation, biological process: transcription elongation by RNA polymerase II. The transcript has 2 exons. The coding region runs from base 1 to 1473 and encodes 490 amino acids. Gene Ontology annotation, cellular component: Cdc73/Paf1 complex. Lineage: Eukaryota; Fungi; Ascomycota; Sordariomycetes; Hypocreales; Hypocreaceae. The record is from RefSeq and is a predicted model, not a curated record.
AUGUCGUCCUCAGCAGCUCGCUCGGGCGAGCGCAUGAUUCACCAGGACUUCAUUGCGCGCAUCCGCUUCUCCAACGCCCUGCCUCCUCCGCCGAACCCCCCCAAGCUGCUCGACAUCCCCAACACCGGCCUCGCGAGCGGGCAGUACACGACGCCUGGCUUUGCUUCACGCCUGGCGCGGGAGCAGCCGCUGAACAUUGAGGCCGAUGCAGAGCUGGGCAUGCCGCUGGAUCUGGUGGGCAUGCCGGGCGUGUUUGACGGAGACGAGCGAUCAAUCCAAGCAUCAUCACAGCCACCGCCCGUCCACCCGCACGACCGAGCCCUCCUCAGACCCAUCGCAGCCCUCGGCAAGCCCAAGGUCGCCGAGGCAAACGUUUCCUUCCUCCGCCGAACGGAAUACAUCUCGUCCCUGAUGCCGAAGCGCCUCGAGGCGAACCACCCCAGAGCGCUGCUGGCCAAUAACCGGCGGCCGGCUAAGCGCCCAGAAGCCGCCGCCGACUCGCCGCAGGUCAUCAAGCGAAAGAUCGACAAAAGCUUCGAGAUUGCCGAGCAGGACCUCAAGGACCCCAAGCGCGUCAAGCACCCGUCCAAGAAGCACCUCAAGGUCGUCGAUGCCAAGCCCCUGCUGCCGGACCUGGACGCGUUCCCCGACUCGGGAGCCUACGUCACCAUCAAGUUCCUCACGAACCCCGUCUCCAGCUCCAACGAGUACGACACGCGUCUGCGCAGCGGCCUGUUCAGGCCGAUAGACCGCACGGCGGCCGAAGAGGCCGCGCUCGAGGCCGCCAUGGAAGCCUACACCCAGGACCCCGUCAACAACCCCAAGCCGGCCAACCUGAUGAACUACGACUUCUACCUCGGCCAGACCCGCGCCGAUGCCGAUCGCUUCCGCCGCAAGUUCGACGUCGACGACCCCAGCCACGACGACGAGGACCUGUACACGCACAAGGCGGACACGGGCGGCUACUUCCAGUUCAACCGCAUCAGGGCGUACGAGACCGCUCAGGAGACGGAGCUCGACCACCCGACCAAGUACGAGGACGAGAUCAUCCUGGCCGUCAACGACGACGACACCUACCCCAAGCAAAAGGCCGUGUACUACUACCCCAUCAUGCAAAAGUCCACCAUCCGGCCCCAGCGCACCAAGAACAUUGCGCGCACAAACUACGGCCUGGCCGAGGACGACGAGACGCAGGUCGUCGACCAGCUGGACCUCACCGUCGAGGACCCCACCGAGGAGAUGCGGGGCGCCAUGAAGAUGUACGCCGAGCACCCCCUCGGCUGGGACCAGGAGGAGGGCGCCGAGGAGCACGAGCAGGAGCAUAUUGAGCAGUCCAUCGAGGAGGCUGAUGUCGACGCCGACGGGGAAGAGGCCGCCGAGCGUAAUGGCGCUUCGAGCCCGGGAGGACAGCAGGAGCGGUCUCCUUCUGCGGAUCGCGAUGCUGAGGGUGAUGAGGAUGAGGAUGAGGACUAA